AUGGCUAUCAGUUCCUUUACCAAAGCAAAAAUUUUCUGCCGACUCUCGUCGACCCAAUUCAUUUCAACAGUUCCCCCCAAAAUUUCCCAGUUCAGGAACAAGAUUUUCCUUGCAAAUCUCCUUCGAAGGUACGGUUUUUCACCUUCUCAACUCCACACUUUUCUUGCAAGAAACCAUUUUUUACUCAACCACUCUAAUGUUCACGAAAUCCAGAGCUCUCUAAACAUUCUUUUGUCUUUUAAAAUUCCCCAGACUUGCUUUAUUUCUUUGUUAUUCGACUGUCCAGCUGUUCUGGAUUUUAACUUUUUGAAGAAAUGGCAAAUCGGGGUUUCUGAAUUCGGGGACUCGGGUGUUUCUCCAGUGGCGAUCUGCAGUGCUUUGGCACUUUCUAAGCGGUUUCAGAUAGACUCAGAUUUGUUUUUGGACCGUGUUGGCGGUUUGAAAGAUUUGGGGUUCAAUGGCGGGGUUUUGACUAGGGUUUUAGAAAGGUUUCCUAGGAUAAUCAUGAUGAAUGGAGAUGAAAUCUGUGAAAAGAUUGGUUUAUUGGAAGGAACUGGGAUUUCAAGAUAUGGGAUUGAAAGGGUUUUUCAUUAUUUUCCUGAAUUUUUAGGAUUUGAUGUUGAAAAUAGGUUGAAGCCAUUGCUUGAUGAGUUUUUGGAAUUGGGUUUUAGUGAAGAUGAAAUUAGGGAUGAGAUUAUAAGGGAUCCAAGAGUUUUGGGCAUGGAAUUAGGGGAAAUGUCGAGGUGUUUAGGGUUGUUGAAAACUUUGAAAUGCCGAGUUCCUAUUAAACUCAAGAUUUUUAGUGAAGGAGAGUUCAGAGCUGGGUUUGGGGUGAAGCUUAGAGUCGAUUGCUUGUGCAAACAGGGGUUGAUUCGUAGAGAAGCAUUUAAGAUCCUAUGGAAGGAGCCAAGAUUGGUUUUAUAUGAAAUAGAAGAGAUUGAGAGGAAAAUCGAGUUCUUGGUGCAUAGGAUGAAGUAUGGAGUUGGUAGCUUAGUCGAAGUUCCAGAAUAUUUGGGUGCCAAUUUUGAAAAACAGAUCGUUCCUAGAUACAAUGUUGUCGAGUAUCUGAGAUCAAAAGGUGCUCUGGAAUUCGAUGUGGGGUUGAAGAGUUUGAUAAAGCCAAGUAGGCUUAGAUUCUAUAAUAUGUAUGUCAAACCAUAUCCGGAAUGCGAGAAGAUGUUUGGGAGGUUCGCUGAAGGCACUGGUCUUCAACAGCGGCAUCCAGUCGGGAUGUGGAAGCUUUUUAAACCACAAAAGCUUUCGGAAACAAAAGAAGAUGUGAACAACAUGAAAUCUUUUAUGGAACCACUAGUUUAGCUCACAAAGCCAAUUAUCCACAAUUUGUUUGUGAUCCAACCGGUUCCAGGACUUCUCACCUGUAUUGCCCUAUAGAUUAGAUUUUCGUCUUCACUCCCUGCACGCGCUUCCAUCAAAAUAAUGGUCUUCUAAGCUGCGCUCGGCCCCUUAUAACUCAAUCAGUAUAUGUGCUGCAAAACAGACUCCCAUUUGCAUUAAACCUCAAUCAGGACUAACUGAAAAAGUGAGUCGCGUGUGGUGUCGGAUGGAAUAUAUUUCUAUAUCAGUAACCUGCAAUGUCUCUUCUUCAUUCCUCUUUAAUGUGGAUCCAUUUAUUGCUAUGCUUAUUUCCAUAUAUAGGAUUGUGUGUAUGUCUCUUCUGAUGUAGCAAAUUCCGGGAAUCCAGUUGAAUGCAAGGAAUUUGGAAAAUAAUGGCAAGAAAAGACGAGGUUGAAAACAACGACAAAGACGAAUAUCAUCGCAGCAAUAACACAAGCAACAUAUGCUGUCUCAAUCACUAGAACAACCAUAAUAUGAGUUUUUAGGCAGGAGAUGACUGGUUUCAUGACAUCAUCAAAAUUAUAUGAUCUUACUAUUUCUGCUCUCAGAUCCUUUCUUCUGAUUAUUAUUGUUAUCGACUCUCUCGCCGGAAUUACAGGACGAGGAGAAGGACAAGAAAAUCCAGGAGUUAAUGGCGGAAUUGCGGAUUAAGAAGCGGUUAAGUGCAUCCUAUCGCGAGCAGCUAGUAGCAUCUGUGAAAGAGGUUGAAGAUCACAACUAUGACAUGUCAAUGAAAGUUCAAAGAACUUUGGACAAUUUGAAAAAGCUUGAUGCUGGGGCAAAGGAGCUUUUAAG
Molecule: messenger RNA, 2151 nt
Organism: Hibiscus syriacus
Lineage: Eukaryota; Viridiplantae; Streptophyta; Magnoliopsida; Malvales; Malvaceae
Product: transcription termination factor MTERF15, mitochondrial-like
Exons: 2
Coding region: 1-1317 (438 amino acids)
Biological process (GO): regulation of DNA-templated transcription
Molecular function (GO): double-stranded DNA binding
Source: RefSeq, a predicted model, not a curated record